Monomorium pharaonis (pharaoh ant) is the source of this 1387-nucleotide messenger RNA. RefSeq lists its product as uncharacterized. The transcript is spliced from 5 exons. Gene Ontology annotation, molecular function: olfactory receptor activity; odorant binding. Bases 20 to 1372 code for a protein of 450 amino acids. Gene Ontology annotation, biological process: detection of chemical stimulus involved in sensory perception of smell; sensory perception of smell. The record is from RefSeq and is a predicted model, not a curated record. Gene Ontology annotation, cellular component: plasma membrane. Lineage: Eukaryota; Metazoa; Arthropoda; Insecta; Hymenoptera; Formicidae.
GCACGCGUCUCCCUUACAAAUGUACAUUACCCUAUCUAUUCACCGCUCUAAAGAUUCGCGCAGGCGCUCGUUCGGACAUAGUUCUAACAGGUGCACCGUUCGACGUAGGCAGUGCAUCGUGCGCCUCCACAAAGGAACCAUGACGUAUUCCGAACAUGUGAUGACAAGAAGCAUCGAACUCCCUUACGAAAGCGAUUACAGUCUUCAAUUGGCCCGUUGGUUUUUAAUACCAAUCGGCGCGUGGCCGCGAAUGUGCACGGCGACGAGAGUGGAAAGAUUCUCUUCGCACGUGCACGUUUUAGCAUGCACGUCUCUAAUAGCGAUCAUCAUGGUGCCGUGUCUGUUAUACGUGUCGCUGGAGGAGAAAGAUAUCGAGAUCAAAUUGAGCGUAAUGGGUCCGCUGAGCCACUGGAUCAUGAAUAUGAUCAAUUAUUGUCUGCUCGUCACGCGCAGUGACGACAUCCGCGAAUGCGUUCUGCACAUGGAGACGGACUGGCGGCACGUUCGCAAAAUCGAGGAUCGUCAGGUAAUGAUGCGACAGGCCAGGAUCGGCCGUUUCGUCGCCGGAUUCUGCGCAGUGUUCAUGCAGAGCGGCACAUUCCUCUUCGUCAUAGCAAAAUCGCUGUCAACCGUCACCGUUAUCGUCGGCAACGAAACCCUCUCGGUGCAUCCGAUGACCUGCCCAUUUUACAAUAAAUUAAUUGACACGAGAUUUAGCCCCGCAAACGAAAUCAUGAUGAUUGUCGAAUGGCUAUCGUGUUUUAUAGUGAAUUCUGUUACUGUGGGCGCUUGCAGUCUCGACGCGAUCUUUGCGAUGCAUGCGUAUGGUCAGCUAAACAUGUUGUUUUUGUGGUUAAAUAAACUCGUCGUUGACGAAGAUAAGACAGAUGAAUGCGUCGAGCAAAAGUUGGCUAUUAUUGUGGAGCAUCACUUGAGGGUACUGAGUUUUAUAUCGCGCAUAGAAACCGUUAUGCGAUAUAUCUGUCUCGUAGAAUUGGUGGGAUGUACGAUGAAUAUGUGUUUACUUGCAUAUUAUUUUAUUACGAAUAUGGACUCAUUUGAUGCGGCAAAGUCAACGUCAUAUGUCAUUAUAUAUUUAUCUAUGGCUUUCAAUAUUUUUAUAUUUUGUUACAUCGGUGAGAUUCUUACAGAACAGUGCAAAAAUGUCGGUGAAAGAGCCUACAUGAUUAAUUGGUACAAAUUACCGCACAAAACUGCCCUUGGACUUAUUUUGAUAAUAGCACGAUCGAAUAACGUUAUCAAGAUGACAGCUGGAAAAUUAUUUCAUUUGUCUAUCGCAACUUUCGGUGAUGUAAUUAAAACUUCCGUGGUGUAUUUGAACAUGUUACGAACGAUGAGAACCGUUGCGUGAACUAUAAUAAAUUAU